UUGGACGUCACCCGAAUGCCGUCAAUUUGGCAGCUAGGUAGGUGACAGGAAACAUCAGAGUAUGACUCGGGCCUCCGGAUCCAAGUCCUUCACCCAUCCAAGGCGCCUCGAAAUUCAUGCCGCAAAACAUGUCGAAGCCCAUCCCCUACCCACCAGCCAAUCGGAAGAGCAAGACCUGCAGCUUCCUGAGCCACGUCGUUACCCCGCUCAAAAUAUCCAAACUCAGCCGGCCGCAUCGAAGACGCUCUCAGCUUCAAGCCCAAGUAACGGAAUGUAUCGCGCAGUGUUACAGAGUCUCGCCUGACAGACGUGUGGCUUGAAGGAUCAAACUUGGCAAAAAAUUUCCUCACCUAUUUCUUGACUUUUUUUUGCGUGCAUAUGUCGCCGUAUGUCGGCAGAUAAUUCUUCGGCUGGACCCUGUUCGCUUCCUGCCAAUCAUGAAAGGCCAACGCGUGAUAUCACAAACAUGCAUCAGCGGUGUCUUGGAAUACUGUCACUCAGGUCUAUCAACUGACCUGUCCCGCCAAUCACGAAGCUCAGCUCAGAGCCUGAACCGUGGUGAGUUCCCGUCUGGAAACCUCGCGCCCAAGUCACUUCUGGUAUUCUCAGACAGGUGUUCUUGGCUGGGCUCACUUGCACUUCAUAUGUAUUCCUACUGGACACGAUUCAGGCAAUCCCAAGCCCAACCAUGGCUUGCGUUCCAAAAGGGUGGUUGCUCGUACGAUUGUCUCUCCGAGCCGUCCCCCCUCAAAGCCACGUCUCGUAUUCAUUUCUCGGCCGGUUCAGUCUCUUCCACCCGCCCUACUCUCGGUCAAAGAUCACCAUUGACAGCCCGCCUCCAGUUGCCUCUCAGCUAUCACUUCCCCAAGCCACUUCUCGCUAUCGCCCGCUUUCACAAACUUGUCUUCCUACUGGUCAAUAGUACUCAGCACUCAGCCAAGACCAUGUCUUCCGGCCCGCCGCAGCUCCACUUAUUCCUCACUCAGCCCGCCACCAGCCUCCAGAUUGUCACAACCUCCGAGUCAACCUCCAACUGUCCCAAUCAACCUCUUUGAAUGGGGAUCAAUUCAAAGACAGGUCUUAACUAGAGUACAAUUCGAAAAUUUUCGGCAUUUGCUUUUCCCCGAAGAUUUUCGGGCUCAUCUGAAACGUAUAUAAACUUGCAGUUCCCGCGAAUCGUGACUCUGAGCGGGU
Messenger RNA from Ilyonectria robusta, 1194 nucleotides. RefSeq lists its product as uncharacterized. The transcript has a single exon. Lineage: Eukaryota; Fungi; Ascomycota; Sordariomycetes; Hypocreales; Nectriaceae. Bases 438 to 1055 code for a protein of 205 amino acids. The record is from RefSeq and is a predicted model, not a curated record.